ACGGAAAAUCGACUACAGACGCAGGCCGUAGUCCUCUCUUCCGAAGAAUAUAUUGAACGUUCACAAGGAGCUCGUUCCAUUAUUGCACGUGGUUUCUUACCAAAUGAAGACAACCAAGCUCUACAGAAUGAUAAUCCCGACGAGGCUAUUCCAGCCAUUCUAAAAAGGAGACGGUCAUCAUCUUUGCUAUACAUUGAUCUUCCUGAAAGUACUAGUGACUCAGAGAGUGACGAAGAAGGUAAUAUAUCUCCAUGCGAGUUAGCAAGUAUGAAGAAAGAAGAGCGCCAUCUGUUAUUAUAUAAAAAGAGUACUGAUGAUAAAAAUUACACUGACGAUGAAGUUGAUGAGGAUAAAAAGAGUACCGAUGAUGAGGUUUACACUGACAAUGUAGUUGAUGAGGAUAGAAAGAAAAAGAUUAGUGAAAUUCCUCUGCGAGAAAAGCAAAGGAAAGAAAUAAAUGAUAAUUUCAAUUCAAUGGCUAAAGAUAAAAUGUGGAAAUUGUCGUCUGGCCGUUAUGUGGAGGAGGAAUUAUACGAGUUAGGAAAGAAGCUAGACUAUGAGCAUGCAAUACAUUCUUUCAUAUUGGACACUGAAGAUGAAGUUGUGAUGAAUCAUUUUAGCAAAGAAGAAAUGGAGGAAAUAGAUCAGACACCGGGUCCUGUCAUUCCUGAAUUGGCUGAAAAUGUGACAGAUUGUUUAAGUAAAUUCGUUGACAAGACCAAUUUAAAUGAAAUCAGAAAAAUACUCAAGGAAAUUAGCUUUGAUGAUAAAUAUAAUUUGGAAAAAGAUCACGAUGUUGAUUAUAUCAUAUUUGCUAUACAUGCUUUGAAAUUAGGUACAUAUUGUAGAAUGGGCCGUAGAGGAGAUUGGAUUUUAAGAUCAAUUGGUAAAGGUGAUAAUGAUGGAUUUGGGGCUGGUGAAGCGGGAAAAAAUGGAAAGAUAAAUACGUUGAUGGAAAAGGUUAAAUGGAACCCAGUAAAAUAUGACAAAAUUCAAACGGUUGGAAUUGUUCAUGCCGGAUUCGUCAGUGAAUUAAUGGAGGUACCGGAUACACCGGAAAAUUUUUCAUCUAUUCUAACCAUUUUAGCAUCAGUUCUCAAUUUAAAGAGUCGAAUUCAGGAAAUCUUGAAAGCUGUCAUAAACUCGAAAGAAAAUCAAGACAGGAGAUCUUUCAUUGAUGCAGGAUUAAAAAACGAAAAUAUAAUCAUGAUCAGCAUCAGUUAA
Messenger RNA from Ambispora gerdemannii, 1224 nucleotides. The record is from the annotation of a GenBank genome assembly. NCBI's taxonomy places the organism in Eukaryota, Fungi, Glomeromycota, Glomeromycetes, Archaeosporales, Ambisporaceae.